UUGGAUCAUAUGCUUUUUCUCGUUUACAUAUAUAUUAUUAUAUAAUAUAUAUUCCGAAAGAGAUCUGAAAAAGACUUGUUAUUACCCCCACUACCACCACCCUCUCGCCCAUAUAAAUGAUUUUACUGAUUCCCAAUCACAUACUAUAUAGCAGCUCUUUGAUGAGAAUCACAAGCACUCAUCAACGUAACAAUAACAUUCAACUCCAUCCCUAGCAACUUUUUCUUUUUCUUUUGUUUGAUGAAACCAUUCAAUUGGUGGUGAAGGAGAGUAUCUUUGCCUCUGCAAAAGGAAACUCAACCUUAGCUUUUUUUUUCCCUCUCUCUCUCUUUCUCUGUCUCUCAAUGAUGCCACCUGGUGAUACACCUUCGAAGGCUACUGCAACAACAAAAACAUGCUCAUCACCUAAUACAAAAGAUCAUGAGAAUUCCGACCAGCAAGGUGGAGGUGGUGGCCGGAAAACCACAAAGGCAGCAGCAGCAGAACAAGGACUAAAGUGCCCUCGAUGUGACUCACCCAACACCAAAUUCUGCUACUAUAACAAUUACAGCCUUACGCAGCCACGCCACUUCUGCAAGACUUGCCGCCGCUACUGGACAAAAGGCGGAGCCCUGCGCAACGUCCCCAUAGGCGGUGGAUGCCGCAAAAGCAAGAAAGGGAAGCCCUCGUCGUCCUCCUCCAUCUCUUACUCAAGGGCAUUUUCAUGCGACUCCUCCAGGGACUCUGGUUCUUCCUCUGACCUCGCUGGCCUUAGGUACCUCCAUGGGCUUUCUUCUCCUCCCAUGGAUUUUCAACUUGGAGGGUUAACUUUCCCUGUCCCUUCUAGGCUGCAACAUCAUCAUCAACCUCCAAUGGCUACUACAGCUGCUUUCUAUAACAACCAGUUCUCUUCUUUUGGGGAUGUUGUUCCGGGAGCUACUACUACUGCUUCUGCUUCUGCUUCUGCUUCUUCCGCCAUUGAUUAUCCCUCGGGGAGUUCUUUGAUUGGUCUGAACUAUCCGUUUUGUUCUUCAGAUGGAAGCGGUAGUAAUGGUGCAAUAAUCCAUGGCGGUGUGAACAAUAACUUUGAGGGUAGUAGUAGCCUUGCGUCUUCGAUUGAGUCGUUGAGUUCCUUGAACCAAGACUUGCAUUGGAAGCUUCAGCAGCAAAGGUUGGCAAUGCUCUUUGUGGGAGACAACCACCAGAAAGAAGAUCACAACAACAGCAACCGCAACGGCAACGUUUCUUUUUCUCCCGUGGUUGUUGAUCUUGAUCAUCAUCAUCAUCAGCAGCAGCAGCAGCAGCAGCAGAGACCCCAACCAAUUUUAUUUGAGAAUCUUGAAAUUUCAAAGGCAGGUGCAGGUGCUACUACUGUAGAUGCAGAUACUAGAGCCACAGAAUGGUUCUUCGGGAAUUCUCAUGCUCCUACUCCAACGACGACUACCAGCAGCGGUUGCAAUGGCCAUGAAGAUAGCUGGAUGAUGGGCAGCAGCGGUGUCCAUGGUUGGCCUGAUUUGCAACCGCACCCGCAGCAACAGUACAGUUCUUUGCCCUAGACGCUAGAAAUUAAUUAUAUAUGAAAACCCCUUUCUUAUUUAUUUAAUUAUGUUGGGUAAGGUACAUGUAACAACGUAACAGAUCAGGAAGAAUUUAAUUAAUUAAGAUCAUAAUGUAUGUCUUUCGCUGUUACAACUCAUUACAUAAAUAUU
This is a messenger RNA of Arachis duranensis, 1688 nucleotides long. Its product is annotated as dof zinc finger protein DOF5.7-like. The record is from RefSeq and is a predicted model, not a curated record. The transcript has a single exon. NCBI's taxonomy places the organism in Eukaryota, Viridiplantae, Streptophyta, Magnoliopsida, Fabales, Fabaceae. Bases 345 to 1535 code for a protein of 396 amino acids. Gene Ontology annotation, molecular function: DNA-binding transcription factor activity; DNA binding. Gene Ontology annotation, biological process: regulation of DNA-templated transcription.